CAUCGCUCGGUGCCUUCCAUCUGUUCGAUCCGUUUAGAGAGAGAGAGAGAUAGGGGGUCCUCGUCAUCUUUCACGAGCAAGCAUUCUUUCCUUCUGAGUUUCAUUUGCAGAACUCCUAAAAAAAGGAGCGGUUUUUCUUCUUCUUUCUUCUAAAUUUGAGGGUCUCCCGUGCGUGUGGGACUUGUUUUGACCGUCUUCGACUUCUUCAACUCAGGCCUUUCUCCGAAUUCCAGGCGAACUUUGCAUUUGUGGAUCGGUUUUGCUCCUCGAAGCCGUCCGUUCUUUUCUUCUUGUUGCUAGGGAGAAGGUGGGGGGAGAGAGGGAGAGAGAGAGACGGGUCUUCGUCGCUUUUCACGAGCAUUCUCUCUUUCUGAGUUUCAUUUGCAGAAUUCCUAAAAAAGGAGCGGUUUUUCUUCUUCUUUCUUCUACUUUGGGGGUCUGCGUCUGUGGGGGACUUGUUUUGACCGUCUUCGAGUUCUUUUCACCCGAGACUCUCUCCGAAUUCCAGGUUCUUGGAAUUUUCACCAUUACGUCACCAUAUUGAGAAAGGCGCCUUCUUCUGAUCUUCGAGAAUGUUUGGAUUUCUUAAAUCACCGGUGAAUAAGGUUUCCAAGCAAAACUCUGUGGACCCUCCGUCUUCAGGAACAAAUCCUUUUGAUUCCGAUACUGAAUCUGACACAAAAUCUACCAUUAAACCUUCAAGGCGAGCAAACUCAGAGCCCGUGCUUAUUGUGCCAAAUCUCGGUGGCAGUCCUUUCGACGAUGAUAAGGGACGAAGAGGAGCUUCCUCCUCUGCAUCCCCUUAUUCAGGUUCAUCAACAGCACGGGAUAAGUAUAGGAGCGACUUUCAUGAAUCGGGAGGGCUGGAGAAUCAGAGCGUGCAAGAAUUGGAGAACUAUGCCGUGUACAAGUCGGAGGAGACUACAAGUUCUGUCAACAACUGCCUCAAGAUUGCUGAGGAUAUAAGAGAGGACGCCACGAGGACCCUUGACAUGUUGCAUAAUCAGGGUGAGCAGAUCAGGAGGACCCACGAAGUGGUUGCCGAUACAGAUAAGGACUUGAGCAAGGGGGAAAAGCUCUUAGGAAACCUUGGAGGAAUGUUCUCUAAGACUUGGAAACCGAAGAAGACCCGAGAAAUUUCAGGGCCUGUAGUUACAACAGACAAUUCAUCUAAAAAAAGUGACAAAAAACAGAGGGAGAAGUUGGGGUUGGCUCCUGUGCCGAAAGGAAAAGGGACUACUCGUACUCCUCCGCCUGAACCAACAAAUGCAUUGCAGAAAGUGGAGGUUGAGAAGGCAAAGCAAGAUGAUGCGUUAUCAGAUCUUAGCAAUGUCUUAGGUGACCUGAAGAAUAUGGCUGUUGAUAUGGGAGGCGAACUUAACAGGCAAAACAAAGCUCUCGACCAUCUAAGUGAUGAUGUGGAUGAGAUGAACUCUCGAGUGAAAGGGGCCAACCAACGUACUCGUCGUCUGCUUGGCAAAUGAAGGGAGAGCAAGAGCAGGCUUAUUUAUUGUGCAUUUACUCUUGCCUUCCCAUAGCUGUUCUAGUGUGUUCUCCCUCUUUCUUUCACCAAGCCGAAAACGAAGAAUUUUGUUUGAUAGCUUGUACCGCAUCAGCAAUUGAAAUAAACGAAUCAGCAAAUGAAAUAAAAUCAUCUUUCUGCAAAUUGAAU
Eucalyptus grandis is the source of this 1672-nucleotide messenger RNA. Its product is annotated as putative SNAP25 homologous protein SNAP30. The transcript is spliced from 7 exons. Gene Ontology annotation, cellular component: plasma membrane; SNARE complex. The record is from RefSeq and is a predicted model, not a curated record. The coding region runs from base 573 to 1484 and encodes 303 amino acids. Lineage: Eukaryota; Viridiplantae; Streptophyta; Magnoliopsida; Myrtales; Myrtaceae. Gene Ontology annotation, molecular function: SNAP receptor activity.